AAAUACAUUCCAGCGACCGCCGAUCGGAGCGAGAAAUACAAAUGCAACAAUGCGUUUCAGUGUGUGUGCGUGUAUGUGUACGUGAGGCAUUCAGAAAUUAUUCAUUCCUCGAAUAAAUAAACGAAACGCAACCAAACGAUCGUCGGAAAGUGAUAGAUACACGCGUAUUAUGUGAAAAGCCGCCCCGCGAAAAUGUGUCAACAGGAACUGCUCGUAGAGUGGAGGAAGCCCUAGCAUAAAUAGAUCUUCCGAAAAUAUCCUCCAGAUACCGAAUAACAGACUUGUUUCUCUUUGGGCAGUGCCGUUCCGUUUCGCUUUGUUUUCUUUUUUUUAUUGUUGUAUAAUUUGUUGUUGUUGUUUGUUAAAUACGAAAAGCGCAUAAAUCGGAUUCGGAAUUUUGAUUCGACGCCAACAAGCGAAAGACGUCCCUGCCAUGGAACAGGCGCGACCUGUGCCGGCUCCGCGGCGUCUCUGCGCCUCCGAGCUGCGUCCCGCCAACUAUGAGAACAUCGAGAUCAAGCCCAACAACAUUAACAACAACAACAACAUUAACAACAACAACAACAACAAUGCUAACAUCAGCCUAAAGAGACUGAACAUCAACGCGGAGAACCUGCACGGCCACUGUGCGGAGAAGAAGCUGCCGGCCAGUGGCCAGAACAAGCUGCAGGUGCUGCAGGAGAACAAUGCCGAACAGCCGCAGCCCAUCUACGGUCCGGAUGCCAACGAGAAUGUGCCCGCGGAGCCCAUCUAUGCCGCGCCCCGACCAGCGCCCAGACAGCGACCACCGCCGGCGGAGUCGCCGCAGCACGGAGUGGAGCUAGACGUGGACGCGGUGCCUUUGAGAGCGGUGCGCACAGCUCCGCAGGUGCCGCCCAAGCCGCCCGGCCUGGAGCAGCGUUCGUCCGUCUGCAGCUUGGCCUCUACGGCAGGUCAGACGGCGGGGGAUGCGUCUCUCUACGGCUCGAACGCCUCGCUGGACUGCAGCUCGCAGGGGUCGCAGAGCGGCAGGUUCAAGUCGCAGUCACCCGGGUACGUAGACGACGUCGCUGGCGUUGAUCAGCGGGGGCAGUCAUUGCCGUCGGAAGUUUCCUCCGCACCGGGAACACCUUCGCCUCCGCCUCCGCCACUGCCAACGUCACCGCCACCACCUUCGACAUCUUCAUCGACGUCGCUCGAUCAGUCCUCCAGCUGUGACCAAGAACAAGAUCACGAAGAUGACAAAAAUCUACUACGAUCCUUGGGCACCACCUCGAAGCUGCUGGGCGAGGCCAUUGGCGAACGGAUCACAUUCAAGGCCAAGGGGGCCAAGAAGCGUCUGGACAGGAACCUAAAGAGCUCCACGGAGGCGAUCAGCAAUCUCAGCGCCGACGCCGGCAGCCGCCUGAUGAAUGCCAGCCGACGAUUUGGCUCGAACUUCACCCUGACGGGCAGAGGAGGCCGCGAGGACAGAGCAGAGGAUGGCGGGGAGCGGUGCGUUGGGGAGUUGGAUCUGGAGCGAAGGCAGACCAUGCCCAGCACGGAAGUCUUCAAUGCCAUACAGUUCUCGAGUCCCCUGAGCCGGAAUGUCGGCGGCGGAGGCUUCACCGAUCUCCGGGAACAGGCCAAGGCCAAGGACAAGGACAAACAUGAAGUGUCGCCAGCUGGCAGGGAGGGUGCCGGGGAUGAGGGCUGCUAUGAGGUGCCCAAGGUGCAGGGAAAGCCACCCAGCUACGAUGAGGCACUGAGAGCACGUCCCUCCCCACCUCCCCCACUGGCCAAGAAUCUCGCCCAGGAGCCGCCGACGCCGACGCCGUCGCCAGCUGCCCAGCAGACACAACAGGUUCAGCUGCGGUCGCAGCGUGUCCCGAUCCGCGUGGAUGAUGCCUCAACGUCGGCCGCAUCCCUGCCGAUGCCCGCAUUCCCCCCGCCGCGACUCUCCCAACAGCCGGAGCAGUUCCGGCUGGACGCACUGCAGCCGCCCGUGCGGCAGAAGCGGCGCAAGAACUACGAGCACAUCGAGCUGCGGCGUCCCCCCGUGGACUCCGCCGAGCUGAAGGAACUAAAUCGCGCAGCGGCGGCAGCGGAGCGGGAGGAGUCGCUGCUAAUCUCCGCCAAGAUUGCCGCCGAGGAGGCGCGUGCACCCAAGCCAGAGCGCAGCGAUUCCUGGCAGUUCUACGGCGAGGAUGGUGAGGAGCAGCAGCAGCAGCAACAGCAGCGGCAGCGGCAGGAGGAGGAUGAGGGAGACUCCUCCCCGGAGCCGGUCUAUGCCAAUCAGGAAGCCACCUACGGCAAGCUCUUCGAGAUGGCCACGGCAGGCAGCAGUCGCAGUUGCAGCUUGUUGACGCCCAGCCAGCAGCAGCAGCAGCAGCAGGAGUUGGCCUGCAUCAGCGAGGAUGGGGAGUUGGACAGCAACGAUGGAGCUGUGGGUGGCUGGACGGCGCCCCAGGACCUCAUCGAGGAGUUCGAUCCACUGAUGAGCAGCAAGUGCUCGACGCUGUCGCGCUCCAACAAGAGCAACGAGCUGCUGCUGCUCGAACACCUGCUGGAGGAGGACACCUACGGCACUGUGAAGCGGGAGCGGGAGGGGGAGCAGGACGAUAUCAGCAUGUGCACCUCCGAGGAGGAGCCGCCAAGUGGCUGCGGCACGGCGAGCCGACGCCAGCCACAGAUCGUGCACCAGAAUGCCCAGCUGCUGAGCGACAGCAUGGAGAACAUGCUCGACCGGGAGCAGGAGCAGCUGGAGGCACGGGCCGGGCCCUAUCUAGGCAAGAUAACCGAAAGUAGCGCCAACAGAACGGCGGUGGAUCUGGCCAGCGUCUCAAGGAAUCGCACAAAUUGGUUUGUGCCUGAUGGCACACCCAGCACAGCCGCAGCCACAGCCACACCCGCAGCUUCAGCUACAGGGACAGGCACCUCGAGCAGCAGCAGCGGCAGCAGCACAAAGGCAGCCGUGGCCAUUGAAGGCGACAGCCCACCCACCUACCUGGAGGCCAUUGGAGGAGGUGGCACAGCCACAGGCACACAGAACCCACCAGUCAGCAGCGAGUCACGUUCCACGCUCAGCUCACGCCUGCGUAAGACAAUUACCACAUUCUCGAGCGUGAAGCUGCGCAUGGAUGUGAUGAAGCGACGAUCCAGCUUCAAGCGGCAGUCGGAGGUGAAGGUGGCACUGCAGAUGGUGCCACGGCCCAGCCUGUCGCCGCUGCUGGUGCGCUACGAGGGGCCACUGGUGCGCUUCCCCUCGGGCGUGGUCGAGGAUAUACUCAAGGAGAUGCAGAACCGCAAGGCCAUACUGAGGGAUCGCCAAUUCCAGACGUUUCUCGACCAGGAGAUGAAGACGCCCAGGGAGUCGAUACCCCUGGACACCAUAACCACGCUGCAGUGUGUCAGCAACAGUCGCGUCACGGACACGGCCACACACUUUUACUGCUUCGAGAUCACGACGUCGCAGCCGAAGAACGGAGGCAACGGGAGCGGCAGCGGCAGCGGCAACGGAGCGGGCGACAGCAUGUCCUCGAAUCCCAAUCUCGUGAUGACCAGCAGCUCGUCGGGCAACGUCAAGCAGCAGCGUGUCUCGCACCUCUAUGGCGUGGGCAAGGAGUCCGAGAGGGGUGUCUGGAUGCAGAAAAUCCUCGAGAGCCUCACCAACAGCAUGCCUGUGAAGUACACCUGCCACUACUACCGCGCGGGCUGGUGCUACCUAAAGAACUCCAUCACGUCGGAGUGGAGUGGCACGUGGCUGGUGUUGCGCAAGAGCCAGCGUCGUCUCAUCUUCGUGAGCGAGGCCACGGGGAAUGUGGAGAAGAUGGACUUGCGCAAGGCGCGUUGCAUAGUGCUCAAGGACAGCGACGAGUCGAUUGAUAACCUGCACGUCGGCAGCGGGCCAAUGCUGAUGAUUGACUGUCCACCGUUUGCGGUCUACAUGAUCAUGAGCUCGGCACGCGAGACAAAGAUCUGGCGUCACAUCAUACGGGAGGUGGCCCACAACAAUGGCUUCUCGCUGGGCGAUCAGCAGCUGACUCGCUACGAUGUGCCCGUCAUUGUGGACAAGUGCAUCAACUUUGUGUACAUUCACGGCUCCAUGUCGGAGGGUAUCUACCGCAAGUCCGGCUCGGAGAACUCCAUGCACAAGCUGAUGAGCGCCUUCCGGGCGGAUGCCUUCAACGUGGAGAUCACUCGCAACGAGUACAACGAGCACGAUGUGGCCAAUGUGCUCAAGCGCUUCAUGCGGGACCUGCCCGAGCGACUGCUGGGCAAGCUAACCGACAGCUUCGUGUUCGUCACCGAGCUGGAUGUGGCCGCCGAGAAGAUUCCCAUCUAUCGCGAGCUGCUCGCUCGCCUCUCGCCCAUCGAGCACGAGACACUGCGACGAAUCGUGGGCCAUCUGGUGUUCAUUAGCUCGCAGCAGACCAAGAACAAAAUGAGCGUGCAGAAUCUGACCAUGAUCUGGGGCCCAACGCUGCUGGCCAAGAAGAGCGACGAGCUGAUCUACUCUCAGAAAGAGGCCGAUGUGCUGAGCGAUCUCAUUCUUCUCUACAAGAACCUAUUUCCCGUCAGUGCCGAUGAAAUUAAACGGGAGCAGGCCAUGCUGGCGUGCCUGCAAAAGUAUUACUCCGCCGCCGAGACGCUCAAAGAUGCGGUGAAGCAGUCGGGAGACAUUAAGAUCUGGAUCAGCCUCAAUCCGAAUCCAGACAACACCACAGAGGAAAAGACGCAGGUAAACGCCACAAUAUCGCCCACGAAGACCGCCUACGAGCUGUGUCGUGAGUACGCUGCCAAAAUGCAACUGCCAACCCAUCAGCUGACGCUGUACGAAGUGAUACUGAACGACAGCUUGGAGCGGCCACUGCACCAUGAUACGAAGGUGUUUGACGUGAUCCUGAACUGGUCGUACUGGCCGGAGGAGGAUCGCAAGCACAACUAUCUGAUGGUGCGACCCAUUGAGAUGCUGCGCGAAAUCCAGCGGGCGGUCAAGAAUUUGGCAACGGUGACGCCCGGCAAGGAGCUGCGCUUCGCCGACAAUCGCACCAAGACAUUCAAAUCUCUGCAGUGCGAGCUGCGGGACGGCAAGAUUGUUGUCUCCAAGAAGGACAAGAACGACAAGACGACAAUUAUCAGGGAGAUUUUCCUGCAGAGCUGUACGGCCUAUGUGGGCUGUGAGCGCAAGCGAGACUUUCCCUGGAGCUGGGCCAUCACCUUUGUCGAGCGCACCCAGGCGCAGAUAAUGAGAUCACGAGAUGCUCCCUAUAUUGGCCAUGUGCUGGCAGGCAGCGAGUGGGUAGAUCGUACCAUUUGGUAUUCGAGUAUCUGGUAUUGCCUCUACGGUGACAAUAUUCUCCCACCCCCAGAGAUCAUUCUCAAGUAGAGAUCUCAAGUCAACAGAUGUCUUGCGUGUCUGCCUGUCUGCCUGUCGGUUGCAUUUCUUUAGUUGUUAUGUAUAAAUGUAGGUAGAUAAUAUGAAUUUAAUAUCAAAUACGAUUGAUUUACGAACCUUCACUUGUCCUGCUUUAACUUCCCAUUACCUCUGUACAUAAUCAUAAUCAUAUUCACUCAGAAUCCAAAUUGUACAUUACCAUAACUGAACAUUGAUCACUUUUACGCGUACAUACUCGUUUGUGUGUGUACCAUAUUGUAAUU
Drosophila subobscura is the source of this 5619-nucleotide messenger RNA. RefSeq lists its product as uncharacterized. Bases 434 to 5347 code for a protein of 1637 amino acids. The transcript has 9 exons. The record is from RefSeq and is a predicted model, not a curated record. Gene Ontology annotation, molecular function: GTPase activator activity; phosphatidylinositol-3,4,5-trisphosphate binding. Gene Ontology annotation, biological process: positive regulation of GTPase activity; signal transduction. NCBI's taxonomy places the organism in Eukaryota, Metazoa, Arthropoda, Insecta, Diptera, Drosophilidae.